Momordica charantia (bitter melon) is the source of this 1783-nucleotide messenger RNA. RefSeq names its product putative serine/threonine-protein kinase PBL3. Gene Ontology annotation, biological process: protein phosphorylation. Gene Ontology annotation, molecular function: ATP binding; protein kinase activity. Lineage: Eukaryota; Viridiplantae; Streptophyta; Magnoliopsida; Cucurbitales; Cucurbitaceae. The record is from RefSeq and is a predicted model, not a curated record.
CAACUCAGAGUGGAUAAUGGAUCUAUUGUGAAAGGGAAAGAGAUUAGGGCUUGAUGGCGAUGGGAGAGUGAGAGUAAAAUGGAGAAGUUGAAGUUGAGUUGGUGCCGUGAGCGGACCGCUGCCGCCAAGGCCCAGGGUUUGAAUUUUUCAAUGCUGAUUAUUGCUUUGUGAUCGGCCGUCUUUGAUUUUUUUAGGAUUGAGAGAAGAUGGAGAUCGUGGGUUUGAGUGAUUCAAACGUUGAAUUCUUUCGUUGACUGAGAACCAAAGAUGGAAAGCUGAGAAGAUGAUGGAACAGGAUCACACUCUUCUCUUCUUUAUGGAGUGUUUAUUAUAUAUGUCUGUUGACCUUUCUGCCGCUUCCAUCCUUCCGGUUUCCCAACUCUUUCCCCUUCAUUCGUCUCCUCCUCUGUUGCCAUCAUGGGAAUCUGCUGCGCCAAACCUGCCAAGCUCGCUCAUGCUUCUUCAAGCAUUGUUUCCGGAGGUGAUGACCCAAAUAGCAAGUCGAACGUGGAAUCGACGAACUCUAGUCUUAAAACUUUAAGUUUUACAUCUAGUGCGUCUUUCGUCAAACCAAAAUUCGAUCAAUCUGGCGCCUGUGCUGUCAAGUCUUUUAGCUACAAUGAUCUGAAGAAUGCCACCAAGAACUUUCGGAGUGAAAGUCUACUUGGCGAGGGAGGGUUUGGAUGUGUUUUUAAAGGAUGGAUUGAUGAGCACACUUAUGUUCCUACUAAACCCGGAACCGGAAUUGUAGUAGCCGUCAAGAGACUCAAGCGCGAGAGCCUUCAAGGCUACAAGGAAUGGCUUGCGGAAGUUAACUAUCUGGGCCUGCUUCGCCAUGAAAAUCUUGUCAGGCUCAUUGGGUAUUGCUCAGAAUCCGAUAACAGACUUCUAGUUUAUGAGUUUAUGCCAAGGGGAAGUCUGGAAAAUCAUUUGUUUAGAAAAGGUGUUACACCUAUUACUUGGCGUGUUCGAAUGAACAUUGCAGUUGAUGUGGCACGAGGAUUAGCAUUCUUACACAGUUUUGAACCUAACGUUAUAUACCGUGAUUUGAAGGCUUCCAACAUUCUGCUUGACUCAGAAUUCAAUGCAAAACUCUCAGAUUUUGGCUUGGCAAGGGAGGGUCCCACGGGAGACAAGACUCAUGUUUCGACCCGGGUAAUGGGUACCCGAGGCUAUGCUGCCCCAGAAUAUGUAGCAACAGGCCACUUGAGUCCGAAGAGUGAUGUAUACAGCUUUGGAGUUGUUUUGCUAGAACUGCUUACAGGCAGACGUGCAUUGGACCACGAGAAAGUUGGGAGAGUGGAAGAAACACUAGUUGAUUGGGGGAAACCGUUCCUAAGCGACAGUAGGCGAGUGUUGAGGAUAAUGGAUACAAGGCUGGGUGGUCAAUAUUCGAGAAAAGAAGCUCAAGCCGCAGCUUUGCUUGCUCUUAAUUGCCUCCAUACGGAUUCCAAAAAUAGGCCAUCCAUGGUUGAUGUUCUUGACAAAUUAGAACAACUGCACACCGCAAAGGAUGUUCUGAGGACCCCGGACGCUAAUCGCAUCGAACCCACUCUUCCCACUGCACGUCAAUAGUGAUGUUUCCCUCGAUGGUUUGAUUUGAUUUCUCUGCCAGCAACCUGCAUGAGCAUGGGCAUGGGCAAGAAGAACAAGUUUUGUGGAUAUUUCAAGUAGCAUUCACGCACUAGAAAAUGUAAUUGCUGCAUUUACAGAAACUGUCAAAAAGAUUCCCUUUGCAUGAACCAAGAUUCAUAUUUCAUGCGUAUAUAGCAGUAUUCACUUA